AUGAAGGUCGUGGCCCUCGUCAGUGGGGGCAAGGACUCAUGCUUCACCAUCAUGGAGGUCACGCGAUUUGGCCACGAGGUGGUUGCCCUGGCCAAUCUGCUCCCCAUGGAGGAGGGCGUCGACGAUCUGGACAGCUGGAUGUACCAGACCGUGGGACACCAGGGUCUGGUGUACCAGCACAAUGCCUGUGAGAGUGACGAGGUGGAGGACCUGUCCUGCCUGCUGGCAUACUGCAAGGACCGAAUCCCCGGCCUGCAGGCGGUGUGCAGCGGCGCCAUCGCCUCCGACUACCAGCGCACGCGGGUGGAGAACGUCUGCGCCCGCCUCGGCCUGGUGUCUCUGGCCCCGCUCUGGCACCAGCCCCAGUCCACCCUGCUGCGGAGGAUGAUCGACGGCGGGGUCGAGGCCGUCCUGGUCAAGGUGGCUGCCGCGGGCCUCAGCGUGGCUCAGGACCUGGGGGCGCCCCUUGCCGAAAUGGAGGAGAAGCUGCAUGCCCUCAGGAGAAAGUUCGGGUGCAAUGUUUGCGGCGAGGGCGGGGAGUACGAGACGCUAACCCUGGACUGCCCCGCCUUCACCCGGGGCCGCAUCGUGCUGGACGCCUGGGAGGCGCGCGUGUCCAGCGCCGACAGCCUGGCCCCCGUGGCAGUUCUUCACCCCACCGCCUUCCACGGCGGCCCGGCCGCCGACGCCGCCACCCUGCACGCCUGCCUGGCAGCCGCCGGCGCCGCGCUGGAGGCGCGCUGCCCUGGCGGCUGGAGCGCGGCGCUGUAUGUGCACCUCUUCGUCCCCGCCAUGGCCUCCUUCGCGGCCGCCAACGCGGUGUACGGCGCGCACCUCCCCGUCGUGGCCCCGCCAGCGCGCGCCACGGUGCAGCCGCGCGGUGCCGGCCUGCUGGUGGAGGCCGUGGCGCACGCCGGGCUGGUGCGUUUCGCGGGCCAGAUCGGGCUCGACCCGGGGAGCAUGGGAGUGGUGCGGGGCGGCCUGCGCGCACAGGCGGCGCGCUGCCUGGCCUCCUGCGUGGCGGUGGGCGUGGCGCAGGCCACGCGCCUCCACGCCGCGCUGCUCUGCGCCACGGUCUUUCUGGCGGAGGGGGCGGGGGGGCAGGGCGCUGCGGAUCCGGUGCGCGUGGUGGGCGACCUUCUUGCUGGCUUCCUGGCCGACGGGCGGAGCGGGUGGGCGGAGGAUGAUGGUACGGCGGGCGGGGCAGAGGGCGGCGUGGGGGGCGGACCAGUGACCGGACCGACUGCCGAGGGAGGCCCCGCCUCGGCCCCUGAGGGCCGAGAUGGUGGGCGACUGGUGUGCGCCUCCUCUUCUUCGUCAGCGUUGGUCGACGAGGCAGGCAGCAUGAUGCAGACGUGCCGCGCGUCGCUUUCAGAAGACGACAAGGAUACAGGUUCGGUGCCAUUGGAUGCAUACCUGGAGCCGCCCCAGAUGCCGCGGCGGCACUGGCAGCCCCUCAUCACCUACAUCACCCUGCCCCAGCUUCCGCGAGGGGUGCUGUGCAUGGCACAGGGCCUCGCCUCCCCCGGGCGCAUGGCGCAGUGGCAGGUCUGGCUGCCGGCCGGCGCGCCGCUGACACGCGCCGGCGCCGAGGCCCUGGCGACCGCGGCACGGGACGGUCUGCGUCGCAGCACACUGAAGGAGAGCGACCUCGUCUGGGCGCGCAUCUAUGCCAUCGAGGUCGGCGAAGCGGGGGUUUGGCCGGACGUGGAGCUCGCCGGGGCGGCCGUUCCCGUCAUCCAGGUGGCGCGGCUGUCCUUGGCCCGGCCGAGCAACGGCCGGGGUCACGCACUGGAGGAGGCAGGGGCAGUCCUGGAGCUCUGGGCGGCAAGGGGCCUGUGA
Molecule: messenger RNA, 1842 nt
Organism: Auxenochlorella protothecoides
Lineage: Eukaryota; Viridiplantae; Chlorophyta; Trebouxiophyceae; Chlorellales; Chlorellaceae
Product: Diphthine-ammonia ligase
Exons: 10
Coding region: 1-1842 (613 amino acids)
Biological process (GO): protein histidyl modification to diphthamide
Molecular function (GO): diphthine-ammonia ligase activity
Source: RefSeq, a predicted model, not a curated record